GUGGUAACUGUAAAUAAAUUAUAAAGAUCUAACAAUGAACGAUAUUACCAAAAAUAAAUGGGUACGAAGAUGAAAUUUGAAAAGUCCUUACCACCGUCGGUUGAAGGCAAGGUCCACGGUUAUUUAAAGUUCGUUAUAGACGAGGUUAUUUGGUCAAACAGAAACUUUGGUGAGAUUAAAGUUUUUGUAUCUUGGUGGGGCGAAACUGAUAAAAGCGAAUUCAGACCAGUAGAUAUUACAAAGAAUGUCACAAGACCAGUACAAGAGGUAACUGAAACUUAUGCGAUUCGUACAAACAUAAGUUUAUUCGAGGAAUAUAUCAAAAACUGUGAAUGUUUAGAAUUAACUAUUGUCAGCGAAGAAACGAAUACAGUUUUAGGAGUAUCUCGGGUGACAGACUUGUUGGAGAUCUUCAAGUUCAGACCAUUCUUUAGAUAUGUACCGAUAGUAACUGACUGUGGAGAUAAGAUAGGCGAAAUACACAUUAAUGUAAAGUUAGAACUUGUUACAAAGUCUAGUAAUAUGCAAUUGAAAACACAAAAAUACGAAAGAAAGCAAGCAAUUGGUAAUACUUCUAUUAAUGCCUUUACUGAUGAACACAUUAUGAAGACUAACAGAUAUACCGUUAAUAGAAGAGAAAAACCUGAAGAGAAUAAAACAUACAAGUCUAUUUUGAAGUUGAGAAAAACAGAAUUCCAAGAGCCCGUUAAUAAAUUUAAUAACGAUGUGACGGAUAAACUUGUCGCUCACGUUGUUGCACGUGCACAGAAACUCAGAGGAGCUAUAUUGAACGAAACGUACAACGACAAUGGCUUCAGUAGUAGUGAUCAUUCGAACGAUGAAGAUAUUGAAUUGACAUCGUCCGAUGAAAGUAAAUCGUUGUGUACAUUGAGCUUGUCAGAUCUGACAUCUAAUAGUUUGAAAGCUACCAAAUGUGAUAACAGGAACACAGCAAAUAAUAUACCUUCUAUAAAAAUGCAUUCCUUGGAAGAUGAUACACGUUUAGGGAGAAGAUCACCUAUAAAUUCAGAAGAUUCAGAGCUAUUUAAUUUUGUCAAUCAUAUUAAAAUCAAUGUGGAGUCGUUUAGUUUAAGUCCUGCUGGGUACAGACGCGUAAAGUCUUCUUCGAUGUCAAAUAACGACAAUACCUUUUUAUCUGCAACGUACUUUGUUCAGUACAACAUGACGUUUGAUUAUAUGAAAAAGAGUGAGCAAAAAUGGAUGAAGGAAAAAAAACCUGUAAGAAUAUCGUCUAAGAAGCAGGUCAAUCAAGUGAUUUAUUUUAAUCACCGUAGUACGUACAGCGUACCCAGGUUGAAACGUUGCACAGAACGGUCUAUAAAAUUCAAAGUAUUCGUUCGUCAUCUUAAUAGAAAAUCUUUAAUCGAAUUAGGCAACGCCACUAUCUGUCUUGAGAAUGUAAUAAAAACUGAAAGCUGGAGAUUAGAACAAGAACUAAUUAUUGUUAAUAAAGGAAUAAAAACAGGGAAUCUAAAUGUAAUUAUAGAAUUAGGCGCUAGUCAUUUUGAUAAAUACAUCGACAAUAUGAAGCCUGCCAAGGAGAACAUUCCUACUUUGGAUACGCAACAGUUACUAAAUGAAACUAGAAAUAAAAGGACAAAAAGUCAGUCCAAGACGAGUAACGAUGUAUCAUCGAUUUCGACUGAAGUAGUAAACAGUUUAACAGGCGACAGGAAUUUAGUUACGACAUCAAGAUUCAUAACGGGAACUAUAGAUGACAACAAUAUAGAUACGAAGAAUUAUGAAAAUAGAAUGGAAGAUAAGGUUUUGCUUCAUGGUCUGAUCUACGUGGCUGAAGGACGAGAAUUACCAGAGUUAAAUACGUAUUUAAUAUGUAGAGCGUUUUGGAGAGAAGAUACGACUAAAAGUCAAGUCUGUAAUAAUACGAAAAAUCCAUUUUAUAAAUUUCUACAGUUAGUUCCUCUUAUAUACGAUCUCGACUUGUUAGAACGUAUUAAAGACAAUUAUAUAAUUAUCGAAGUUUAUUCGAAAAAGAACAACGUAGAUAAUCUACUAGGAUUAACGAAACUAUCUUUACAUCAGUUAUACGUUGCGUACAGAGAUCCACGCGUACUUCCUCAUCUGCUAUUAUCAAAGUAUCCGGUAAUAAGCGUGGAUGGUUGGGUACCGAUCGUAGAUCCUGUGACUGGACGGUCUUGCGGUCAAUUGCUCGUGCUCGUAGCUCUUGGCUCUGCUGAGCAAAUCGCGUUAUUAGAAAUGUCAAGAGGUUUGCGAACUAUUUGCACAUCAAUGCAUUUAAACGAAAUUCCAGAUAGCGCAAACUAUUCGCAAUUAAAUAAAGAUGCAUUGUCGCAAGAUCGUCCUCAGACUUUUGUCAUCAAUGCUGUUGACAGAGAAUUGUAUUACUCGAAUUCGAGAACUCAAGAAUGCCAGACAGAUAUCACAACUGUUGGAGAGUACAAAAUUAACGGAGCACUACAAGAGAAAGCUACCAGCUCCUCGACUUUGCACGAUACGAUUGAUCAUUUGGCGAAGAUGAUAAACAUUAAUAAAAUCAACAUUGAUCAGGCCGCACAGACGGACAUUUAUUUCGAAGGAAACAAGCGAAUGAUUGAAGAAGAACAUACAUGUAUGAAUAGAGUACAGUUUAACAAUAGCUCCGAUGACAGUGAUAAUAACAGCGUAAGACAUAAUUAUCACUUACCAACGGAAGCAUAUAGAAGCGUUGGCGUCGGUGCUGAAUACAAUGAAGAGAUUGAUCAGCCUAAUACUGGUCACAGCAACGCAACAUCCGAGUUACCAACUACGACGCGUACGGAAAGCGAUUCAGAGAAUGUUACCAGCGACCAAACAAUGUUUAGAGCCAUCGUGGAGAUUGAAUGCGCAUUGCACUUGCCGAAAGUAGAAAAACUUAACGAAACUGUUGAACCGACCACAUAUGCAUCGUUCCAGACCAAUAAAAAUGAUUAUACGAGACAGCCGAAUUCUUACACGAUUACUAACAUUUAUCCACAUAGUUGCAAUCCUAAAUGGAAUUGGAAAUGCGAAACGGAAUUAUCAACAGAUCUGCUUGUACAUGAUGAGAAAAGAUUGAUCGUCAAAAUUUGGCGUAUAAUAGAGCCAGAUACCAGUAUGCAAACAAGUUCAGACAGAGAUGUAGUUAUAGGAUUCUCUGCCAUUGAUCUUUCUGUUUUACUUAAUGGAUUCCCUCAAGUAUCUGGGUGGUUUCAUAUAAUGGACUUUACUGGAAAAUGCAAUGGCCAGAUCAAGGUAUGUAUUACUCCAUUGGACAAUCUAUCAUUGUUUGGAAAGCCUGGAUCCAUGUUAAAUACAGUUCAACUACCGACAAGUUCCAUGCCACAAUUAAACUGGACUCCGUAUGCUUAUGAGAUGCAGUGUAGCAAUAUAAGAAGAAAUAAUAUGAAUUGUACUCCGUCGAUAACUACACAGGAAGAAGAGAAAUCAGUACAUAGCGAAAGCCAAUCGAACAUUGGUUUUGAAGAUGUGUCCAUGUCGUUCUUAUCCUUGUCUCUGAAACAAAAACUGACGGAAUUAGAUGAAAUAACAAAGCGUCUUGAAUCCAGAUUACGCGAUGUCACAAGUACCGCUUUUGAGGAUGACUUGGAAAAUGAAUUUGAACCGAACAGUGAUAUCGAGAACACUGAUUAUAAAGUUGUUACUCCGACGGAUGUUCCCACAACAGAUUGUAAAAUUAUUACGGAGUCUAAACAGAAUGAAAGUGUAUCAACUGAAAGUAAUUUGCCGCACACUAAUGUCAACUGCGAUAAACCAGUUGGCCGCAAAGUACAACGGCCAAGUGAACAUCCAAUGCAGAACUUUAAAAUGUUUGACAACAAUAUUACUGACUACCCAGAACGAGGAGCGAAAACUCACAUAAAUUACUUACUUGAUAAACUGUCUUUAAAUCUUCCCACAAAAUCGCGGUCGUCUACUGUCAGGCCUAUAAGAAGAACUUCACCCAGUUUACCGACAUCAUCUAAUGGCAACAUGCUAGACAGUGACAGAUGUAAUGAAGAAUUGAAGAUAGUGCCUACUCAAACGGAUGAUACGUACGAGCGAGUUGCGAAAACCUCGAAAGAUCUACUUGUGAAUUAUACGAGUAGCAGAGAGAUUGAAGAUAAGAAAUCAUCCGAGUUACAGACGAGAACUUGUAAUAAAAUGUCGAUGGUAAUUCGUGACGAGUUGAUUGCCGAAGAGAAUAACAGCACGUCCAAAUGCGAUGAGUUAACGACAUAUCUUUUAACUUCGAACGUCCGUCACAUGGAUUUGAAUAACAUCUUCAGCCCGCUUUUUUAUCCGUAUCUAUAUAACAUGGAUAGAUCGCCAGAAGAAGAAACCGUAGAACAAUUGGAUAAUCGAUACACUAAAGUGUUCAAUACCUCGAUAAAUGACAAACUAAACAAAACUUAUAGUUCAUUGGAGAGUCCUCCAGAAAAUGCUAAAGUUUGUAGAAUGACGCCAUCCGGAGUACCAGAAAAUAUUAACGAUAGCAUUGACUUUACUAUUCUCCACAAAUCCAGUUGUAACGAUUUGUUGGCUAGUAACAGUACUGAGUCGACUACAACGAUAUCGGGUGAUAAGUCAAUGGAGAAAUCGAUUGAUUCUGAGAUACUUGAAAAUUGUGAGUCUUCUGAAACGUCAGUCCUUGCAUUUUCAAGACAAGCUCCCGAUGGCGGUAAUCCUGUUGAAGAUACAAGGCAAGGCAUAUUAGUUACACGGCAAGAAGAUGAUGAAACCCAACAUUCAUCGUCAGGUAAUUACAAUUAAUCUGGAGUAACACCAGUUUCUUUACCAACAAUUACUAUUAUAAACUACAAAUAUACACAUACAUAAGCAGAGAUAAAUGCAUGUAAAUUGAUGAUUUAAAGUUUAUACGCGGUUUGUCAGUUUAUAAUACACGCGAUUUACGUGAUUAGUUUUAUUUAAUGCUUAAGGUAUAUACACGCUGCUAUUUUGCAGACUGCUAACGUAUAUACAUAUUAAUAAUGUAUAUCGUCGUAUAAUGCACAUUACUAAUUGUUUAAAACAUCUACUUCAUAUGAAUAUACAUAAUUUAACUAUUUUUUAUAUAAUUUUUGUGUAUAUAAA
This is a messenger RNA of Ceratina calcarata, 5091 nucleotides long. Its product is annotated as C2 domain-containing protein 3. Bases 58 to 4770 code for a protein of 1570 amino acids. The transcript is spliced from 11 exons. Lineage: Eukaryota; Metazoa; Arthropoda; Insecta; Hymenoptera; Apidae. Gene Ontology annotation, biological process: centriole elongation; cilium assembly; protein localization to centrosome. The record is from RefSeq and is a predicted model, not a curated record. Gene Ontology annotation, cellular component: centriolar satellite; centriole; microtubule organizing center.